GAGGAAACUUUGUGUUUUGUUCUCCAAGUUCACUUUAGUUCUCGCUCUUCUCUCAUCCUGCCUUCACGCGUUUAUUUCCGAGACGCGUGAGAUGCGCACCGGGACUCAUGGAUCAGUCCGGCUCCAGUUCCUCACGCAAGUCAUUUUAAAGCUGCGUUUCGGAUCGUAAUGUUUCCAAAAGUUUUCUGCACCGGAUUGAACUACAUGGAAUAAUGUGGCGGAUCGUUUUGCUGUGUUGCGCUCUGGAGGGUUCCGUUGCGUUCCGUCCACCUGCGAACGCGUCUCUGCUCGCACCUGUCCGCGGCGUCGUGCGCACCGUGGAUCGGAUUUAUCACGGAGGAGGAAAAGCCGGUUAUCUUCUGUACAUAGACGAGCAGCGCUUUCAGCUGGAUAUGGAGCGGGAUGAGUCUAUACUGUCUCAUCACUUCGGUUUGAACGCGGACGCGCCGCCGCCGCGUCGGGAAUGCGUUUACCGCGGCACCGUCAACUCAAACGCGGAGUCGCUUGCGCUUUUCAAUCUGUGCGGCGGCGGACUCGACGGGUUUUUCGCGGUGGAUGACGCGCGGUACACCGUCACGCCGCUCAUCCGAGCGAAGGGCCACGAGAACGACGCGCGCGACGCGACGCGCGCUCUCCACUAUUACACGCGCGAGAGCUUCGGUUUCGAGGCGAUGCCCGCGCGCCACAGCUGCGGCACGCGCGACCGCAAAGCGCGGACGCAGCGCGACGCGCGGACGCGACGCAAGCGCUCCGUGUCCCGCGCGCGGCACGUGGAGCUGCUGCUGGUCGCGGACGCGUCCAUGACGAAGAAGUACGGGAAGGACCUGCACCAUUACCUGUUGACUCUCGCGUCCAUCGCGUCCAAACUCUACGGCCACGCCAGCAUCGAGAACCCCAUCCGUCUGUCGGUGGUUAAAGUCGCGAUCCUGUCCGAGAACGAGAAGGGCAUCGAGGUGUCCAAGAACGCCGCCGCGACGCUCAAGAGCUUCUGUAAAUGGCAGAAUCAGCAGAACCCUCUGGAUGACGAUCAUCAGCAUCACCACGACGCGGCGAUCCUCUUCACCAGGCAGGAUCUGUGCGGUCAUCACUCGUGUGAUACUCUCGGUAUGGCUGAUGUGGGAACCGUGUGUUCGCCAGAGCGGAGCUGCGCAAUCAUCGAGGACGACGGGCUUCACGCUGCCUUCACCGUGGCACAUGAGAUCGGGCACCUGCUGGGUCUGUCCCAUGAUGACUCUAAGUUCUGUGAGGAGCGAUUUGGCUCCACUGAAGACAAGCGGCUGAUGUCUUCCAUCCUAACCUCCAUCGAUGCUUCCAAACCCUGGAGCCGCUGCACCUCUGCCACCAUCACGGACUUCUUCGACGACGGAAACGCGGAGUGUCUGCUGGACGCUCCUCGAAUGCCUCUCUUGGGUCCGGAGGAGCUGCCGGGUCAGAGUUACGAUGCGGUCCAGCAGUGCCGCCUGGCCUUCGGGACGGAGUACACCGUGUGUCCCGGGAUGGACGUGUGCGCGCGUCUCUGGUGCGCCGUCAUCAGGAAGGGACAGAUGGUGUGUCUGACCAAGAAGCUUCCGGCCGUGGAGGGAACGCCGUGUGGGAAGGGCCGGAUCUGUCUACAGGGCAAAUGUGUGGACAAAACCCGAAAGAGACACUACUCGACGUCGAAUCAUGGCAGCUGGAGCUCCUGGGGUCCGUGGGGUUCGUGUUCUCGCUCGUGUGGCGGUGGUGUCCAGUUUGCACAUCGUCUCUGUAAUAACCCUCCUCCCCGAAACAACGGCCGCUACUGCACCGGGAAGAGAGCCGUGUACCGCUCCUGCAGCGUCACGCCGUGCCCUUCAGCCGGUAAGAGUUUCCGUCAGGAGCAGUGUGAGCUGCGUAACGGCCCUCAGACGGACCCUAAAGGAGUGAAGACCUUCGUGGAAUGGGUGCCUAAGUUUGCCGGCGUGCUUCCCAAAGACAUGUGCAAACUCACCUGCAGGGCCAAAGGGACGGGAUACUACGUCGUGUUCUCGCAGCGGGUGGUUGACGGGACGGAGUGCCGGCCGUAUAGCAGUUCGGUGUGUGUGAAGGGAAAGUGUGUUCGCACCGGCUGCGACGGGAUCAUCGGCUCUAAACUUCAAUAUGACAAGUGCGGCGUCUGCGGCGGCGACGGAAACAGCUGCAUCAGAGUGGCUGGAAACUUCACCAAGAAGAGUAAGGGCUACACAGAUGUGGUGAAGGUUCCCGAAGGCUCGACGCACCUGAAGGUCCGACAGUACAAAGCCAAAGGGCAGUCGCGCUACACGGCGUAUCUAGCGCUGCGGCGGCCCGGAGGAGAAUACCUGCUCAACGGGAAGUUCAUGAUCUCCACGUCCGAGACCAUCAUCCCCCUCAACGGCUCCGUUCUCAACUACACCGGCUGGAGUCAGCGGGACGAGGCCCUUCACAGCAUGGGCCCCGGGGCCCUUCAGGAAAGCCUGGUGGUGCAGAUUCUGGCCACGGACGCUAAGAAACCACUAGACAUCCGCUACAGCUUCUUCAUGCCGCGCAAAAUGCCGCUUCCGCCGCGAACGGUCGCCGCAACUUUGGGAACUGCCGCGGCGCUGUCGUCGGCGGAGAUUAUGACGUUUACGACCGAGGUUCCUGCAACGACGGAGCCUCCGACGACGAUGCCCGCGGGGCCGCGCUGGGUGACGGGAUCGUGGAUGACGUGCUCCAGAACUUGCGAUACGGGUUGGCAGAGUCGCACGGUGCAAUGCAAGGACCCUCAAGGGAAGCUGUCCAAGAGCUGCCCGCUCAGCGCCCGGCCGUCGGCCUUCAAGCACUGCCUGAUUAAAAAAUGUUGAGGACCCCUCAAUCAGACGAACUUCCUGACUGAGCUUCGUGAAGCACGUAGACUGAACCAUUGCAGUUGCGUUCCGAUCACUGUGGGAUUCUGCUAGCUUUCGCAAUCGCGUUGCGUUGUGACUUCGGACAAGGAGCUUUAGCUCUAGCCUUGAAUGUGGUGAUGGUUAGCCACGCCCCUUUGACAAAGCCACGCCCCUUGAGUUCACACUGGCAGUGAUUUAAACCAUUUCUAUAGUGUUUGAGGCUCUGGCUUCAAAUGAGUCAAUGUUCAGCCACGCCCCUUGAGUUCACACUGGCAGUUAUUUAAUCGUUGCUGUAGUGUUUGAGGCUCUGACCUCAAAUGUGUCAACGUUCAGCCACGCCCCUUUGGCAAAGCCACGCCUUUGACUCAAAACGACACGCCCCUUGACUUCACACUGGCAGUGAUUUAAACCAUUGCUGUAGUGUCUGAUGUUAAGAUGCGUCCACAUUUACCAGUGAUAAAAUGGAAUGUUUCAUUAACGUUCACGUAACCAGUGUAACCACAAACAAUGUUUUUAGAACUUAAUGGGAACAUUAGCAUAACGUUCUGUAUCAAUAUCAUGUCCAAAAAUCAAAACCCUCAAUCAGAUGAACUUCCUGGUUCAGCUUUGUGGAGCGCGUAGACUGAACCAUUGCAGUUGCAUUUGUAUGAAUGCGGUUCUGAUAACUGUGGAAUUCUGCUAAUGUUCGCAAUCGUAUUGCGUUGUGACUCGGACAAGGAGCUUUGGCUCUAGCCUUGAAUGUGGCAAUGUUCAGACACACCCCUUUGACAAAGCCACGCCCCUUGAAUUCACACUGGCAGUGAUUUAAAUCAUUGCUGUAGUGUUUGAGGCUGUAGCUUUUGAUGUUAAAAUGUGUCCACAUUUACCAAUGAUAAAAUGGCAUAUUCCCUUAACAUUUACAUAACCAAGAAAAAAAAAAGUUUUUUAAGCAUUUAGAAAACUGGAUUCUCUGAAAUAACGUUUUCAUAACUUAAUGGGAACGUUAGCUUAACAUUCGGUAUCAAUAGCAUGUGCAAAAAACAGAGUGUGUUGGGAAUCCCUCAAUCAGAUGAACUUCCUGAAUCCUGCUAGUGUUCACAAUUGUGUUGUGACUCAGACAAGGAGCUUUGGCUCUAGCCUUGAAUGUGGCAACUUUCAGCCACGCCCCUUUUACAAAGCCCCACCCACUGAUUCAAAAGGCACGCCCCUUAAGUUCACACUGACAGUGAUUUAAACCACUGCCGUAGAGUUUAAUGUUAAGUUGCAAUCACAUUUACCGUUGCUCUGUGAAAUCAAGUCACUCUAACUGGAUUCCAACGAUUGCGUGAAAAAACGUACACUUUUUUUUUCUGCUGACCAACAGAAAACUGCUUGGUGACUUCUGUGUGAGUGGCACUUCAUACAUCUCUUCUUAAUAAACAACAGACAUUGGAUCGUUUUGGUUCACAAAACAUCCCUGCAAUUUUGCUAAUGUGACCGCAACGUCAGUGGCCGUUCUAACUCGACUGUAGUGCUGCACGAUAUAAAGCAUAAUUUAAUUUCCUUUUGAUUUGUGCUUGCGCAAAAGUGCAAUAAUUCUUGGAGCAAAAUAAUCAGGAUUACACUGUAAAAAACAAUUGUUCCAAAAAGUUGUUUCAACUUAAAAUAAUUUGUUACCCCGCUGACUUAAAAUUUUUAGUUUAAUCAACUUGAAAUUUUAAAUUACUCAAUGUUAAUUUAAGGGACAACUGGAAUAUUUUAGUUGAAUAAACUAAAAAUUUUAAGUCAGCGGGGUAAUAAAUUAUUUUAAGUUGAAACAACUUUUUUUUUUUUUUUACAGUGUAUCAGAUACCGUGCCAGCCUACUUGAUUGCAGUAUUCGACUAUAUCAGUCUGCGCUCCCAUUGGUCGUCAUUGCAUUGUCACCGUUUAUUUGCAUAAAGCUGGACCAAGUUGUUAACAAUUGUCAACAGAUUUACUGAUCGCUGUCAGUGUGAACGUCCCGUUACAAUAUCACCCAUAAGAAAUAAGCUUCGACUGCAGGAACGGAAAGGUCAAUGCAGAAUGCUGAAUUUCCAGAGUGAAUCUCAUAAGACUAAGACAAACUGGGAAUAUGACUGACCGCCGGUCCGUUCCUGAGCUCGUUUUCAGGGUUUGAGCUGACGUUGAUGUGUUUGUUCCUCUGUGCUCCAUGUUUAUGUCCGUUUGAGUCUGAAACUCCCACAAUGAACUGAUCUUCCUUUCUUUGCUACAGAAAAACUAAACAGGGCUCUGAUUUGUAAAUGUGUGUAUGUCAUUUUCUGUGUUCAGGGCUCAAACGACACUGUGUGCCCUCGAUACUCGCAAUAACGCCAGCCGAUCGCUCACUCGCUCGCAGUCGCGCCGUUUACAUGUUCAUAGGAAUGUUUCGGGUUUAAAACAAACAAAAACCUUGUUUAGAGUGACACACUUACAAUGGACGUCUAUGAGGCAAGAAAUACACAGGGUUAAAGCAGAAAUGUGAAACAUGUAUGUUUAUUAAAGCCUGUAUACUAAUUGCUAUGUACAGAAAUGUGUGUAAUUUGAACUGUAAGCCCAGCCAACAAGAAACGUUUUUACAAUGUUCUGGCGAGGUUCUUUUAACGUUAUGAACAAUUCAAAACAAUUAAAGUAACUCGUUUAAAGUUAUCUGGUCUUUAAUAAUGUUCUCAAAAACAUUAUUUAAACAUCAUUCAUGGAACGUUCAUCUGACAUUUUUUAAAUGUUGCUACUUGUUUCAGAAUGUUCAGAGAACAUUCAAAAGUAACAUUCCCAUAAUGUUUGCAAAAUUCUAAAAUGGAACGUUCCCUUAACAUCCACAUAACCAAUUAAAAAAUUCAAAAACUGGACAUUUUGAACUAAUAACAUUUUCAUAACCUUAUGAUAACGUUAGCACAACGUUCUUAGAACAUAUUUCUGUUAGCUGGGAGACUUCUGUUCUUUGCAGAUGAACUUCUGGUUAUGUGUUACCGAUGUAAGUGACUUUUACAUGUUCUUAUAAUGUUGCACAGACAAGGUGACACGUUUAAAGUUUUUUCGUUGUCUUGUUCAAAACAAUGUGUUUUCUGACAUUGUGAUACAAUGUCUUGCCCCAUAGACUUCCAUCGUAAGAUACUGUAAACACAAUCUUUAAAAUUGAGGGAGGAGUUUUUUCUGUGUUAAUGAACAGCUUGACUUGUAUUGAGACCGGAACAUUCCUUUGAAUCAUUUUUCACCUCAGUUCAACCUCAUAACUUCAUUUCUCAGACAGUGAAACACUGAAGCUGAAGGAAAUAAUGACACGGAGUGUGUUUUCAUGCUUCAUAGUUGACAUAUGCAAACGCUCUUGCAAAUUAGCACCACUUCUCAGAUAUGUGAUGUGUGUUCAGAUAACAUACAUGUGGUUCAUGUGUGUGUUUUUAUGAGCAGCGGAAAUCAGUUUAAAGUCAGCAUGAUUCAACUCUAUUUACUUUAAUUCGUGUUCCUGCUCUUAUUAUAUAUAAUAUAAUCUUUCAUAGUAAUUUGAUAUCAUUUGACACCAUCUCAUCAGUUUAAAAAUAAAGUAAAUUUUAAAAUUAAUGAAAAGAAAUGCACUAUUUUUUUCUCAUCUUAUAUCCAGUUUCGAUUAGAAGUGCAUCACAUUACAGAAGCGCAGUGUGAAUGCGUUUCAUGUUGACUUUAAACCUGCUGCGGUUGUUUCAUUUGUGAAGUUGUUUGAUUCAUGUCACACAGAUGCAGUAACUGAAUGAACUCAUGUGAUUCAGUGUUUGGUACCUGAACUUUUUCCAGGAUUUCAUCUGUUUACUCCAUGUAUGCAGUACUGUUUUACCGUCUCAAUGGGAAAUGGCCGUUUCACUGAAAAUACACAGCACUGAUUUUAUAAUUUAUUGUUUGUACAACUGGUAUGUGAAAAAAAAAAAGAAAACACAGGAUGAAUUUAUUUAUUGUUAUGCUCAUUUUGUCUCAUAAAUACUAUUUAACUAGGAAUAUGAGUGAGCAGAAUAGUUCCUUUUGAAGAAAAUUGUGUUUUUUAGCCAUCUUCAUGAAUAUAUGUGUAUAUAAAACAAAGUGCUAUAUUUAAAAGUUUA
Molecule: messenger RNA, 6888 nt
Organism: Onychostoma macrolepis
Lineage: Eukaryota; Metazoa; Chordata; Actinopteri; Cypriniformes; Cyprinidae
Gene: adamts5
Product: A disintegrin and metalloproteinase with thrombospondin motifs 5
Exons: 8
Coding region: 213-2822 (869 amino acids)
Biological process (GO): proteolysis; extracellular matrix organization
Molecular function (GO): zinc ion binding; metalloendopeptidase activity
Source: RefSeq, a predicted model, not a curated record